AUGUUUCUGGCCACUCUGUACUUCGCGCUGCCACUGCUGGAUUUGCUGCUGUCGGCCGAGGUGAGUGGUGGGGACCGUCUAGACUGCGUAAAAGCCAGUGAUCAGUGCCUGAAGGAACAGACCUGCAGCACCAAGUACCGCACCCUAAGGCAGUGCGUGGCGGGCAAGGAAACCAACUUCAGCCUAGCAUCCGGUCUCGAGGCCAAGGAUGAGUGUCGCAACGCCAUGGAGGCCCUGAAGCAAAAGUCUCUCUACAACUGCCGCUGCAAGCGAGGCAUGAAGAAAGAGAAAAACUGUCUGCGUAUCUACUGGAGCAUGUACCAGAGUCUGCAGGGAAAUGAUCUCCUGGAAGAUUCCCCAUAUGAGCCGGUUAACAGCAGGUUGUCAGAUAUAUUCCGGGCAGUCCCGUUCAUAUCAGAUGUCUUCCAGCAAGUGGAGCACAUUUCCAAAGGGAACAAUUGCCUGGACGCGGCCAAGGCCUGCAACCUGGACGACACCUGCAAGAAGUACAGGUCUGCCUACAUCACGCCAUGCACCACCAGCAUGUCCAACGAAGUCUGCAACCGCCGCAAGUGCCACAAGGCCCUCAGGCAGUUCUUCGACAAGGUCCCGGCCAAGCACAGCUACGGGAUGCUCUUCUGUUCCUGCAGGGACAUUGCCUGCACGGAGCGGCGGCGACAGACCAUCGUCCCCGUGUGCUCCUAUGAAGAACGGGACAAGCCCAACUGCCUGAAUCUGCAGGACUCCUGCAAGACAAACUACAUCUGCAGGUCUCGCCUUGCGGACUUUUUUACCAACUGCCAGCCGGAGUCAAGGUCCGCCAGCAGCUGUCUGAAGGAGAACUAUGGAGACUGCCUCCUGGCCUACUCGGGACUGAUAGGCACAGUCAUGACCCCCAACUACAUAGACUCCAGCAGCCUCAGUGUGGCCCCGUGGUGUGACUGCAGCAACAGCGGCAACGACCUGGAAGAGUGCUUGAAGUUUCUGAAUUUUUUUAAGGACAAUAUGUGUCUCAAAAAUGCAAUUCAGGCCUUCGGCAAUGGCUCAGACGUGACCAUGUGGCAGCCAGCCCUCCCAGUACAGACCACCACUGCCACCACUACCACUGCCUUCCGGGUCAAGAACAAGCCUCCAGGGCCAGCAGGGUCUGAAAACGAAAUCCCCACACACGUUCUGCCACCUUGUGCAAAUCUUCAGGCACAGAAGCUGAAAUCCAAUGUGUCGGGCAGUACACACCUCUGUCUUAGUGAUCCUGAUUACGAAACGGAUGGUCUCGCUGGUGUCUCCAGCCGCAUAAACCGAAAUUCAAUGUCUGCUGCUCCCAGUUGCAGUCUGAGCUCACUGCCCGCUCUGGUGGUCACCACGGUAGCCACCCUGUUAUCUGUAUCCUUGGCAGAAACAUUAAAGUCCCUCACGGAAGUUGACUUCGCUAGAGUAGCAGACAGGUGUGUCCAGAGUGAUUCAGAAUCUAGUCCUGCCCUACUUCAGAGAGAGAAGGCCAUAGAGCCUCAGGGAGUAGAAGCACAUCCCUUCAGCCUGACCUUGAAUGUCCUAGAGCAGACAGCCUUUGUAGGCUAUGGUUCUUGUGUCUCAGUUCCUGUCUGGACAGAGCAAGGCAGCUGCUGGGAGAGGGGAAACAAACACACCACCCUCAGUUCGAGCCAGACAGGCUCCCUGAAAGAACCCAAGCCUCAGAUGACCGUGAGCUUAGCAUACAGAUGCAUCGGUGGGGAGGUCAUGUUGAUCGGGAGCCUGUCACAAGCACGACAUAAAGAGUGGUCAUCAGAGGGCACAGAUGUUAACACACUAGACUGUAAGAUACCAUCAGCUCAGGCCCCACCCCACCUCCUCGUCACUCAGGCAGGGCUGCACGGUCCAGCAUCAUCAUCUGGGCAUGGAAAGUGUGCUUGA
This is a messenger RNA of Arvicola amphibius (Eurasian water vole), 1911 nucleotides long. It is a transcript of the gene Gfra1, whose product is annotated as GDNF family receptor alpha 1. Lineage: Eukaryota; Metazoa; Chordata; Mammalia; Rodentia; Cricetidae. The transcript has 13 exons. Gene Ontology annotation, biological process: nervous system development. Gene Ontology annotation, cellular component: signaling receptor complex; external side of plasma membrane. Gene Ontology annotation, molecular function: signaling receptor activity. The record is from RefSeq and is a predicted model, not a curated record. The coding region runs from base 1 to 1911 and encodes 636 amino acids.